Drosophila takahashii is the source of this 4070-nucleotide messenger RNA. Lineage: Eukaryota; Metazoa; Arthropoda; Insecta; Diptera; Drosophilidae. The record is from RefSeq and is a predicted model, not a curated record.
CCUAGCCCACAGCUAACACACACACAUAAAAUUUUAAAACCUCAAAAAAAUUUUAACAAAAUUCUAAAUUUCUAAAUUUUAGUUCCCGGACCUUUUUCUACACAAGUGAAAAAUUUGGUAUUAUGCGAUUAUUUGGUAGAGUAAACAACUUUUUUAAGAUAUCCCGAUGCCUUAGCUACCACGCUCCGCUCUUCCGACCGCGCAGCCUGCUCUCCUCCAACCGUUUGAGGCAGUUGUGCAUUAGUGCCACCUCGGGAUCGAACUCUACAACCCAAACCCAAAGGACCUCUCAAUCGGGACGAAAUACUCGUGUGCAGAAAUACUCGCAGAAGGGCAACAAUGUCUUCUCGAUCAGCGAUAAUGUGGAUAUGUUGCGCAAACGGAUCAGCUUCUCGGGUUCAUCCGGUAAUUCACCCAAAAUCCUGCCCAUCGGGCUGAUUACUCCCGAAACGAAAGAUGGCAAGGAACUGAAGAUAGUCAUCGUGCCCUUGGAUCUUGCCGGCAUGGAUGCCAAUGCGCUGAAGGACACACUGGAUACCAUCAACCAGUUGCGUUUGUAUGCCAAUUACAUCGAGACCUUCUCGAGCAGCAUGGUCGAGGAAUAUGGCGCGUUGAAUGAAGCCAUCCAGGAGGUGGAAUCGGAGGAUCAGUCGCAGGAUCGGAAGAUCUGGGAGAGCUACUCCUCCGACGUCGAUGCCGUGGGAACCGCUGUGGAUGCGGGUCUGGGUGCCAAUCUUCCCUUGCAUCGCCAGGUGGCGGUCAGUAGUUGCCUUCAGAAUGCUCUGGGAAAUCCAGGCUCCUCCCUGAAAACCACCAAGUCCAUGUCGGCGAUGGCUUUACCCUCUGAAACCAUUCAGAACUCCAAACUGGAUGCCAAUCUCAAAGAGCUCGCCAACCAACAGGGUGACUUUGUGGAGGAGGUGCGAGUGGAUGUCCCACAGGAUCUGAGCAAUCGCCUAAACGAGAUGGCCGUUGCCUCCAUGGAGAUGUCCUUCGAAAUGGACAUGACCAGCCUGCAAGGUGCGCUCGAAAGUAAGGAUUCCAAGGCUGUGGCUCCGCAGGAUCCCAUGAUCUGUAUGCACACCAAGGUGGAACUGGAUGCGGCAGCAACUGCGGGACAAACUCUCCCACUCCGGUUCAACGCCUUAAUCUCGGGUGUGGUGGAAAUCGACACCCAGAAGCUUAAUCCCGCCCAGCUGACCGAGGAUAAGAUGCCGGGCUUCAACGAUGAUCUCACUUCGCUGGCUGCCAAUCUCUGCAGCACCGCCUUGGAAAAGGGCUUCGCCGGCAAUUCGAAAUCUUCGGAAACCUUCAUAGCCGAUCUGGAACUGACCAAGGAUGAGGAGGCCUCCAAGACCAGGAUCAUCGAUGCGUCCCAUAUGUCGGCGGCUACACAAAUAGGACAUCAGCGGGAGGCCCAGCAGAAGAUGGCGGAGGAGGCAUCCGCCUUGCCAGGCCUCCAGGAGGUGGAGGUACCAGUUCCCGUGGACAAGGACGGCUGCAAGCAUCCGCCCGUGAAGCCCAAGCGCAAGUGUCCUGGCAAGUGUCCAUUGAUUACAGAUCCCUGCAAGGACGAUCCCUGCGAGCGUCCGGAAAAGAAAAAGGCGCCCAAAAAGAAAGCCGUUCAGACCACGGAGAUAACAUCCCAGGCCGCCAAGGGAGGCGGAAAGAGUUCUUGUGGUAAGGACAAGAAGAAGGACCCUUGCGCCAAGAAGGAUGACAAGAAAAAGAAGGAUCCUUGUGCUAAGUUCAAGUCGGGCGAGAAGAAAGAUCCUUGUGCCAAGAAGGACGAUAAGAAAAAGGACCCAUGUGCCAAGAAGAAGGAUCCCUGUGCCAAGAAAGAUGAUAAGAAGAAAGAUCCCUGUGCCAAGAAGAAGGAUCCCUGUGCUAAGAAGGACGAUAAGAAAAAAGAUCCUUGUGCCAAGAAGGAUCCUUGUGCCAAGAAGAAGGAUCCUUGUGCCAAGAAGGAUCCUUGUGCCAAGAAAGAUGACAAGAAAAAGAAGGAUCCCUGUGCCAAGAAGAAGGACCCUUGCGCCAAGAAAGAUGACAAGAAAAAGAAGGAUCCCUGUGCCAAGAAAAAGGAUCCCUGUGCCAAGAAGGAUGACAAGAAAAAGAAGGAUCCCUGUGCCAAGGGCGGAAAGGGCGAUAAGAAAAAGAAGGAUCCCUGCGCCAAGUUCAAGAAGGGCGGCAAGGAUGGCAAGGAUAAGUGCAAGUUCUCCACCUUUUCUAGGCGUCCGGAUCCAAGCAAACGCUACCUGUCCACCGCCUUAAGUCAAGUCUUCCGGGAAUCCGAUUCCCUUCCAAAAGCUCCCCGCUUCCAAGUCUACUCCACUCUGGUGCGCCGUCACUAUCGUGUCCCCGUUCCGAGGACCUCCAACUCUUGCCAGUGCUCCCUGUGCAAGGGUCGUCUGUCGGUCGAGGCAGCUGCUCCUGCCCGCUUUACAAUCAACUCGACCCUCCUGCGACGACGCUUCGGUGGCCUUGGGGGCAGGAUCAGCUAUCGAGGAUACGCCAAGAAGAAGGGCAAGAGCGGCGGCAAGUGCGGCCAGAUGGCGCCCAAGUACCCGAAAAGCCGUGGCAAGGACAUCAAGGAGCGGACGGGUCUGCGAGAGGAUUGCUUCAGCGACGACGACGGUGGUUGUGGGGUGAAGAGCUGCACCGGCAAGUGCGCCAAGGUCAAGUUCCCCAAGAAGAAGUGCGAACGCAAGGACAAAAAGAAGGAUGACAGAAUAGGCAGUCUCUUGGCCCGGAACACCCUUGUCCAGCUGCAGCCACAACGAAGAUUGCUGAGCACACGGGUCUGUCGUAACCCAUCGUCUUCUUCACCAAAACCUGAAGAAAGGCGCCUCCUUGAGGAUAAGGCAUAUGAGCUGCGUAUCUUAAAUUCUUACGAGGUGCAGGUGGUUCCCGCUUCCAGACCUCGUCCCAAGGAUUUCGAUGUCCUUAUUCGAACGGGAUCGGUGGCCAUCUCGAACUCCGACAUCCAUGUCUUCGAGAACGGCAGUCGCAACAUGGAGGCCAUGUCCCUGGGCCACGAUGCCACGGGUUUCGUGGAGGAAGUGGGUCGCUGUGUUCAUCAUCUGCACGUGGGUGACCGUGUUGUCGUAGAGUCUGCGUUGUCCUGCGGCAUCUGCGACUUGUGCAAGCGAGGCCAAUACAACAUGUGCUCCGGUUUGGUAUACAAUGGCUUUCUGAACACCUUCCAAACGCAUCCGGCCGACCUGUGUCAUCGUCUCCCGCCGUCCAUCAGCAUGGAGGAGGGAUCGCUGACCCAAACCUUGGCGCUGGGAUGUCAGGCUUGCUUCAAGGGCAACAUCACACCCACCAGCAAUGUCCUCAUCCUGGGAUCCUGCCCAACGGCUGUGGCCGCCGGCAUUUGCGCCAAGGCCAUCGGAGCGAAGCGUGUGGCCAUCGCAGGAUGCAUGGCUCCCGCACUGGAUGUGGUUGCCCGCGACUUUGGUUUUCAGGCCAUCGAGUUCGACAGCAAUGCCCUGUUCGGCGAGGUCCUCGAGGCCAUCUACAGCAAGUUCAAGGACUGGCCAGACUGCGUGAUCAACUGCUCCAUUUCGGCCAUGACCAUGAAUCUGGCGGUGAUGGCUCUGCAGCCUUCUGGCGUUUGCGUGCUGGCCGAGUGCGAUUCGGAGUGUGCCAGCUUCAAUGCCCUGGACGUCCUGAUGAAGAACAUUCGCCUGGUGCCCAGCUUUCGGUCCGCCAAUAUGUAUCCCACUGCCAUCCAACUCAUGCGAUCUGGUCGAGCACUCAUGCACAAGUUCAUCACGGCCACAUAUCCUUUGAGCCGGGCGGCGGAGGCCUUCCGAACGGCCCAGCAUGAGUCCAACAUUGGGCUGGGGAAGAUCAUUGUUAACUGUGCGGAGGAAGCGGAAAGCGAGGAGAAUCUGCGGAGAAAUUCCAAAUCGGCAUCGUAGAAAAUUAUGGUAGUCAAAGCUGUGUAGAAAAGAAAACAACCACUUCAAUGAAUUCCCUUAUACUUGAAGUUAAUUCUCGUGUGUUUUCGAUUUUAAAUUUAGAUUUAAAAUAAAACAAAUAAAUUUUAAGUAUUGCAACAAAAA